Molecule: messenger RNA, 357 nt
Organism: Megalops cyprinoides (Indo-Pacific tarpon)
Lineage: Eukaryota; Metazoa; Chordata; Actinopteri; Elopiformes; Megalopidae
Product: mannose-specific lectin-like
Exons: 2
Coding region: 1-357 (118 amino acids)
Source: RefSeq, a predicted model, not a curated record
AUGAGCAGGAACUACAUGUCCAAGUAUGAUGAGCUCCGCAAGGGAGACUACCUUAUGUCCAACAACCACGAGUGGAAGGCUGUGUUCCAGGAGGAUGGCAACUUUGUCAUCUACGGCUGGAAGCAGAUCUGGUCCUCCGACACCGCUGGCGUGCGCGACGCCUACCGCCUGUGCAUGCAGGACGACUGCAACUUCAUCAUGUACAAGAGGGACAACAAGGUGAUGUGGCAGACCAAGAGCCAGGCGUCCGGUGGCUUCAAAAUGUGCCGCCUCUACCUGCGCAACGACGGCACCAUGGUGAUUGAGAGGGACGGCGAGGAGAUGUGGUCCUCCGCCACGUCCAAGGGCCACAAGUGA